AGCCGAGAGAGGCGACUCUGGUACUACGUUGCGGUUAGGGUGGACGGUAAUGGCUGAGAGCGGAAGGCUGCGGGGUGUGCUGGGCUUGGUGGCCGACACUCAGUACGCGGACGCUGACGACGGCUGGUCGUACGACAAGAGCGAGAAGCGGUACUUUCGGGCAUCGGUGGAUGGGACGCGGAUGCUGGCGAGUGCAUGGGCGGCGCUGCCGGUGUUGGUUGGCGAUGACGAACCAGAGACGCCCGAGGCGGCGCUAGCCCCGUUCGCCGUCAGCGGCCGGAGCGGCGACGGGCACGCUACGGAGGCCGACGACGUCGUCUUUGCGCCGCAGAUGGUUGUUCACUUGGGUGAUGUGGUCGACGGGCGCCACGGGACGUCGCACCUUGUUGACGCCGUUCAUGUCAUCACCUCGGAGCUCCGCAAGGCUGGCGCGCCGGUUGUUUGCCUUGCCGGCAACCACGAGUUUUAUCACGCCCGGGCCGAGGGCGACGCGGCGCGGGAGGUGCUCGCCGGUGCGCUGGGAUGGGGCGACGCGACGCUGCGCGGGAGCUGGUCGCUACUGCCUGGCCAGUUACGGGUCAUUUGCAUCGACACGUACGAGAUCUCGGUCAUGGGUGCGCUCGGCGGACUCGAGUCCGAGGCUGCCGCCCAAGCGGCUGCGCUCCUUGCGGCGAACAACCCCAACGAGAUCAAGAACUCGCCCGAGGGCCUGGUUGGCAACGACGCGCGAUGGGUGGCGUUUGGCGGUGGAACAAGCGAAGCGCAGGUCCAGUGGCUCGAAGCCGAGCUCGCUGCCGCGGCUACGGCCGGCGAGCGCGCGGUAGUCUGCUCGCAUGUCCCACUCCAUCCGCGCGGCGCGGAGCGGCCGACCAACGUCGUGUGGAACUACGAGGCGUUUGAGUCGGUGUUGACGACGUACGCCACCGCCGGCGUGCUUGUUGCAUGCUUUGCCGGGCACGACCACACCGGGGUCUUUGCUCUCGCAGAGAGCGACGACGACCCGCUGCCGCACUUUGUCACCCUCCCAGCGAUUCUCACGUCGCCACCGGGUACGACCGCCGGCGCACUGGCGCACAUCUACGACGACCGAAUCGAAUUGGUCGGCUUUGGCAACUGUCCAAGCGCGCGGCUGCCGUUCCGGAAGCGCUAA
Thecamonas trahens ATCC 50062 is the source of this 1150-nucleotide messenger RNA. Its product is annotated as manganese-dependent ADP-ribose/CDP-alcohol diphosphatase. NCBI's taxonomy places the organism in Eukaryota, Apusomonadida, Apusomonadidae. Bases 50 to 1150 code for a protein of 366 amino acids. The transcript has a single exon. The record is from RefSeq and is a predicted model, not a curated record. Gene Ontology annotation, molecular function: 2',3'-cyclic-nucleotide 2'-phosphodiesterase activity; manganese ion binding; ADP-ribose diphosphatase activity.